AUGCCGACAUUUGAGCAGACACUCGAGCAGGCCAAGAAGGGUAAGAUCAUCAAGUCAGCCUACGACAGUGAGAGCUUCGAGUCUGAUGGCACCAUCCACGUCGACGGCCUGGUGGGGUCGGCCACCAUCUCACCGUCCGGUAGGGACAUUGCGCUGGCGUCGCCCGAGGGCCUGGCCAUCAUCGACCUGGACUCGCCCUUCAACCCUCCGCGACGGCUGCGAAGCAAUGGCAUGCCGUGGCUAGUGACGGACGUUCAGUGGUCACCAUUUGCCGCCCGCGACUACUGGGUCGUAUCGACGGCCAACCACCGCGCCCUGGUGUGGAACCUCAACUCGCGCGACGACUCAAGCUCGGGUGCCAUCGAGCACUCUCUGCAGGGUCAUAGCCGCGCCAUCACCGACAUAAACUUCUCCGCGCACCAUCCGGACUUCCUGGGAACAUGUUCCGUCGACGGCUACGUCCACUCCUGGGACUUGCGCCGCCCCAGACAGCCCGUCCUCACCUUUUGCGACUGGUUCGCCGGCGCUACCCAGGUCAAGUAUAGUCGCCAGGAGCCGCACAUCAUCGCGUCCUCCCAUGAUCGUUGGUUGCAUAUCUGGGACGAGCGCUGGUCAUGCAAGCCCCUCCGCACAAUCCCGGCACACACCUCCAAGAUCUACGGUAUCGACUGGAACCGCGUGUCCCCAACCGCCCUCGUCACCUGCUCUCUCGACCGGAGCAUCAAGUUCUGGGACUACGCCAAGGAGAGCGAUGAGCCAAACCACGUCAUCAAUACCGACUACCCGGUCUGGAGAGCCCGACACACCCCCUUUGGCUAUGGACUGCUCGCCAUGCCCCAGAACGAGCCCGGCGACCUGUACAUGUACGACCGGAGGAACCUGAACCAGAACCCCAAGGAUACCUCUGCCGACCCCGUUGCCGUCUUCCCAGGCCACGGCGACCACAAAGUCAAGGAGUUCUUGUGGAGGAGCCGUGGCGGAAUCGGGGACGAUAAUAUCGACAACCGCGAGUUCCAGCUCGUUUCGUGGGGAGGAGACCAUGAGGUGAGGUUGCAGUGCAUCGAUGAAAGCGUGCUGGCCUCUGUCGGCUACGUCCGCGGCUCUCUCGCCACCCGCGGCCUCAACCUCACCCGUCAGGGCGCUGUCUACAAGACGUUUCGUACCGUCGACGAUGGAUCCAGUCGUGAUCGCAAAGCUGGCACCAUGAGAGACCUGCGUAGUAAUAACAGCACAGCGCACAGCAGCCAGCAGAGCGCUCUCACGCUCGGUAUGCGAUCAGCCAUCCAGGGUCGUCACUCCAUGGCCGGUUGGCGAGGCCCGUCUAUGAAGGCCAAGGUGCGAUCCAAGAGAGACCGUACCCAGUCCCAGAUCGGAUGGCUCAAGGGAAUCACCAUCACAAAGAGACGGACACCGGGUUCUCGUGAUGUUCCUAAGAGGCAAAUGUCCAAGGAUUCCAGCGCCUUUGGUCAUGGUUACCCCGACGAUGAUUGGGGAGAGCCCGAUACCGUCCAGGAGGAGCUGUUGCGCAUCAGCACACAGAUACCCAAGGUCAAGUGGGAAAACAUCGAUAUGGACAACCUGUCGUUGAAGGCGUCGCUGAACGGACCGUGGGGUGUUGAUGGGGAGACCACCUUCAUCAAGAUCAAGAUCGAUAUUCCAGAAGACUAUCCCACCGCAGCGGCACCAACCUUCUCCAUUGAAAAGACGUCCUUCCUUCCAGAGGAGACGCACCGCCGCAUGACGCGAGAGAUCCACCAACUCGCGGAACAGUUCCUGCAAAGAAAGCACAACUGUCUGGAGGUUGCCUUUACCUAUCUCCUAGGCGAGGUUGAUUUGGAGACCAGUACCACCUUCUUCAAGAACGUUGGGGAUCUGGAUGACGAGCUUCUAGCAGGGAUGGAUAGUAUCAGCUCUAGUAGUGACGAGGACGAGGAUAUCCCUGCCGGCGGCUCAGCCUCCAUGUCGCAAGAGCUGGUACCCCCUGGCGGCGAUGCUGAUACAGCACUGGCGACGACGAACCGCACCAUCAUCCCGCCACCCGUGAGGACGUGCGGCGCUCGCUUCUCCCACGCAGGACGGCUCAUAUGCUUCUUUCCUAGUAAGGAAGAAAAGGCUAGGGCCCUAUUCUCGAGCAAUCCGUCGCUGCAGAAGGACCGGCCCAAGGGAGAGCCAUUCUUUGCCGGGUUUGGCCGACUCACGCACGAAACACCUCCCCGGCACAGGUACACUGAAGAAGCAUCCGCCACGGAUAACCUGUCUGGCUCCGAUGAGUCAGAGGACUCCUCAUCUUCGUCAUCGAGCGAUUCUGAAUCUACGUCGAUGCACAAGCUGAGCAUGUGGUACCGCCCGAGUCGCCAGCUCCGAAAGACGUGGAGCGAGGACCGGUCCGUGCGAUCGAGCGGCGGAGGUACCGGGACGGGCAUCGGAACCGGUACCGGCACUGCUUUUAGCCGCCGGCGUAGUGGGCGGCCGCGAAACCUUGUGUCGAUUCAUGAUUUGCGUGGCCUGCUGCCGUCCAAGAAGGAGCUGGCACAGGAGUACGCAAUAUUCGGUGACGGUGCCGAGGUGUGCGAGCAUAACGCUAUGGUGGCGGAGAAGUAUGGCUAUGACGACCUAGCCGAUAUAUGGCGGUACCUCACGCUUCUUCUCAGACAGGGGAUCCCCCUGGAGUUCCUGGCCCACGACACAAGGCGGAACUCCAUCCUCGUGAUCGCCCGCGAGAUUGUUUCGAGGUGUCGUGGCGAACCGACGCUCGACGCAGGAUUCGGGGUCAUGAGCCCCGCUCCCGGACUAUCCGGGAGAGUCAAAUGGGGGCAGCAUCCGUUGGCGCAGGAAUUCAUCCUAGAGCUCCUCGAGUACUUUGCCAAGAUCUCAGACGUACAGAUGCUGGCCAUGCUGUCGUGCAUCUUCAGCGACACAUCAGCAGGCAGUGGCCUAGCGUACGCAGAGUCGCAGCUCCCCCAGCCCAAGACGCCUCUACCCCUGAAGGCCCCCGCCUUUUCGCUCAACUACUACCCGGCGGAUUCUUCGGCGUGGAAUCUGUACAGCAAGAGCCGGCACACCUCUGGCAUAACGACCCCGAGGACACCAAUGACGCCGCACUACGCGACGCCGCAACUAUCCGGCGAUGCACUGUGGAGCGGAGAGGCAGGGCUCAACUCGUACUCAUGCGGUGAGACGCCCCCGGCCAGACAUAAGGGACGGGAUACCCCGCACGGGGGACGGUCCAGAUCUCCCCAUGGACGGUCAGUUCCCAAAGCGAAUACCAGCCUAGCAUCGUCCCUUACGGGGGUCUCUCGAUCGCUCACAGGCGGCAGCUCUGCCUCACCUCCCAUAGCCACCUACGGGAAGAAGAAGCCCAGCCCCGUCGAGACGAUCAUCAACAGCCUACACCCGGGCGGCGGCACGUCCAUAUGGGGCAGCUCGACGGCGAUGGGUGACUCCAGCGUCGGGCAGACUUCGGUGGACGACGAGGACGACGAGGACGAUGAGAAUGAUACGCUGCCACUGGUGCCCGUGAGCGUCUCAGUCUACAUAGAAGACCAGACGAUAUUCGAUGAUGACGGCUGGAUGAGCGCGCCGUUCCUCGACGCCAAGCGAGCAGACGCAUACGCCAACUACCGGUACGCAUAUGCCGAGAUGCUCGAGAUGUGGGAAGAGUCGCUGGCCCGCCUGGAGAUUAUGAAGUUCAACAUCAUCAAGGCGGACAGGGUAACCUCCGGCAGCAACGGCGACAGCAUCAGGACGACGGUGGACGCCACCAGUGGCAGCGACAACGUCCGCGAUUCGCCAUCGUCGACCCUGACCAAGAGCCCUGAGGGCAACCGCCGACAGCAGCAGCAGCAGCAGACAACGACAACGUCACGCGGCGGCGGCAAAUCGGGCUCAUCCCCCAUUGUCAUGGGCAGGAAGGACCAGCUUCAGGCCAUCGUCGCGUCGAGCCGUGGCCUAGAUGUGACGGGCAUAUGCCGCAUCCACGAGACGCAGCUCGAGCCAGCGCUGUACACCUCUUCCGACGCCAGGAUGGGUGGCGCCGUGGGCACGUGCGGCCGGUGCCGCCGCACGCAGAGUCAGCUCCGCUGCGUGUACUGCCUCGAGCCCAUAGACGCCCUGUUCCCCCCGUGCCUGUCCUGCGGCUGCGCCACCCACGAGGUCUGCCUGGCCGAGUGGCACGCCGCCGGCGAGACCGAGUGUCCCGCCGGGGACGAGUGCAGCUGCGUCGACGAGGCGGACGACGGUCAGGUCGAGUCGUGGGCUGCGCUGCAGGAAGUCCGCUGGAUCGUGGUCGAGGGCGUCUAG
Messenger RNA from Geosmithia morbida, 4299 nucleotides. RefSeq lists its product as uncharacterized. Lineage: Eukaryota; Fungi; Ascomycota; Sordariomycetes; Hypocreales; Bionectriaceae. The coding region runs from base 1 to 4299 and encodes 1432 amino acids. The record is from RefSeq and is a predicted model, not a curated record. Gene Ontology annotation, molecular function: protein binding. The transcript is spliced from 2 exons.